GAGGACCCGCACACCUUGGUUAGUGAACCAAAAAUUUCUUUAUUUUUCAAACUUGUGCAUCCUACAAGGAUAAAAAAGAAAAAGGCAGAAAACAAGAUAUCACACAGCAGCUGGUGGCUAAACAUUGGGCUGAGGCCAAACAUAGCCCAGCUGCCUUUAGAUGCAUGCCAAUUGAGCAUGUCCCUGUGAGGGCCAGAGGAGGGGACUUUGACAGAGUACUACUCCAACGGGAGGCUUACUGGAUACACGAAUUGAAUUGUGUAGCACCAAAUGGGUUAAACGGGCAGUUGGUCCUGAAUUGCUUUUUAUAAUUCAAUGAACUAAGGUAGUUUAGAAAUGACAGCACAAUGUAUAGCAAGUUUGUAUAACUUUUAUUGAAACAGAUAAUUGACGCUAACAUUGUAACAAAGUGUAUCUGUCGCUUCAAGAUAACAGAGUAACAAAGUAAUGUAUGUAAAUUCACAGGUUGCACAGGGAUGGAUGUUUUUUAUUGAAUGGACUUAUUCUGAAAAAGAAAAACCACUUUUUUCACUCAACAGCGACAUCACAUGAGAUCACGGAUUCAGGUGUGGUUGUAUGAGCAAGUGAAUAUGCGUAUUGAAGGCUGCAUCAUUGGCUUUGAUGAAUACAUGAAUCUAGUGGUGGACGACUCCGAAGAAAUCCAUCUCAAAACAAAGUCACGAAAACCAAUUGGGCGUAUCAUGUUGAAAGGCGAUAACAUCACUUUGCUACAGAGUGUCAUGAAUUAAUGCUUCGGAUAAAUCUGUUCCCCUCUGCAGUUCCCAAACAUUUUCAUCUGUGAAAACAGAAGGAAUGAAACCGGGUAUUUUUUCCCUCUUUUUGGACUUUUUCAACUACAUUGUAGAUUUGUCACUGUGUUAUGACGCCUAUAAGGAUUACAGUGAAACUUUUUUCUUUAUAUAUUUUUUAAAUCAAACUGGUUAUAAUUUCAGGUAUUCCAGACAAUUACAUAGAAACUGGUGUCAAUGCAAGGAUUGUUCACUUUUGUACAAGUAUACAACUGUUAAAACAAUUUUUUUCUUUUUCAAAGAGAAACAAUGCCUGAUUGGGCUUAGAGCUCAUGAAGGUUAUGUAUCCACAGAGUAAGUUCUUGAUACUGAAUUCAGAUAUAUCAAAUGUUUUGAAACUGUUCUUGUAUUAAAUACAUUUAAGACAAAAA
This is a messenger RNA of Xenopus laevis (African clawed frog), 1180 nucleotides long. Its product is annotated as small nuclear ribonucleoprotein E-like. Bases 549 to 749 code for a protein of 66 amino acids. The transcript has 4 exons. Lineage: Eukaryota; Metazoa; Chordata; Amphibia; Anura; Pipidae. The record is from RefSeq and is a predicted model, not a curated record.